AUGCGCUUCAAACAUAAGGGUUCAUGGGUCACGUUGCAAGGAGUCAUUAAGCUCGACGAAGAGGCUACAGUUGCUGCUGAGAGUUCGCUAGAUAAAGACGACUUGUCUCAAGGCACCGGAUGCAGCAAUCGAGGGGGUCAGUCGAUUCGUCAAGUGUCCGAGCCAUUGGAGUCGAAGAUGGAAGAAGUCUACCCUACCGUUGAUGUUGUCGUCCCCGCCACCAUGUCAGCAACCGCGACGUCAUCGAGGGUCAUUGCACCACCGCUGCCGCCUGUGGGAACCCUAACCACAUCGACGUCACAAGACCCGACCUCAUCAGCACCAUGCACUGCUAUUCGCCUUAAAGGGGAGAGGCGGUGCUAUCAUAGGAGGAAGAGAAAGAAGCAACAUGAUGUUGUGGCCGUCGCCGAAAUUACCAUCAAUUCACCGCAACAGGCUGGAGCCCUAGCUGAUUCGUUAGAGACCAAUGAAGAAGUCGUUGUUGCCAGCAAUGACGCCUCGUUUGCCGCUGUCGUUGCCGAUGUGAGUACGGUUGCUAUUGCGUGGAACCGAGGUUCUGUUCCCGGCUGCAUCGGACCCCCAUGGGCGCCCUAA
Messenger RNA from Linum trigynum, 594 nucleotides. The record is from the annotation of a GenBank genome assembly. Lineage: Eukaryota; Viridiplantae; Streptophyta; Magnoliopsida; Malpighiales; Linaceae.